Molecule: messenger RNA, 1175 nt
Organism: Daldinia loculata
Lineage: Eukaryota; Fungi; Ascomycota; Sordariomycetes; Xylariales; Hypoxylaceae
Exons: 3
Coding region: 398-1105 (235 amino acids)
Source: RefSeq, a predicted model, not a curated record
GUUAUCGUCAUAUAAAUCCCUAACGAUCUAAAGCCGUAUACCUAUACUUCGUAAAUAAGAUGUUUAAGUACAUGUAGUGUCCAACUCGAUUCGAUGUACAGCCAACAUAACCUACUGAAUGUCGUAAUAAGACGAAUCGAGAGCAGCCUAUUGUUGUUUUCUAUUAUAAAACCAUAGCAAGUCAUUCUAGUUCAUUUUCAAGUUUCGCUAGCUCCAGUGUUGGUAAAUGACGAUGGUCUCAUCCUUCUCGGCCGACUCGGGCGACUCGGGCGACAGCUAUCAUCAUAUAUAUCCUCGCAAUAUGUAUUCGUAAAUCUCCAAGUCUCACUAUUCAGACACAUACUUCCACCUUCUAGUUUCCCUACUCUCCAUUAUCAACUUUAGCCAUUUCGCUAUUAUGAAGAUCCUCAUUGUCGGCGCGAGCGGGUCCAUUGGAGGUGAAGUCCUCCUUCACUGCCUCGCUCACCCAGACAUCUCAAGCGUGAUCGCAUUCGUACGUCGGGAUCUACCUGCCGACGUAUCAAGCCAUCCAAAGCUUGAAUCUGUUAUAAUCAAAGACUUCUCGAAAUGGCCAGAAGACAUAUUACAGGCGCACUCGGAUGCUGUAGGUAUGCUUUGGAACAUGGGAACCAAUACUGGGAACAUACUCCCUGACUUGGAGUAUCCCCUGGCCUUCGUAGAAAGCAUGGGACGAAUGCUGGAAACGAAACCCGAUAGACCCCCUUUUAAAUACGUCCAUCUAAGCGGUAAAUUCGUCCGUCAGAACCAAGAAGAGCAAUUAUGCUUCCUGGAAGAAGCGCGCAAAAUGAAAGGCCGGCUCGAGACUAAAACCCUCGCAUUCGCAGAGAACCACACUACCAUAUGGAAAACUUUCAUGGUUAGGCCAGGCGCAGUUGUAACUAAAGGAAUGAUGGUUCCUGGCGUGAUAGCUGCGGUGUUAGGCGAGAAUUUGAGUGUCCGAGUUGAAGUGUUGGCUGCAUUUAUGACGUAUCUUGCUAUCGAUGGUCAGGGGGAAGACUCCAGCAUUGAAAAUAUGCGUAUAGCGAGAAAAGGGAGGGAGUUAUUAGAAGUUUUGGAAUUGCGGAAAAAUAACACCACACAUUAAUAGAUGUAGAUGGCAUUUAAAGGCCUGUAUGCUUGUUGUAUCUUUAGUCUUAUACCUUUAUGAUGGCGCC